UCCCUCCUCCAGUCUUCCAUUUCUCUUUGCGAUGGGAGAAGAAGGAGAAUCCCAGCUCCGUACGGAGAUGGACAGCAGCAGUAAGAGAAAGCUGGAAGAGAUCCAGAUCGCGAAGCAGAAAGCUCAGGAGAUCGUAGCCCGCCUCGUCAACGAUGCCGAAGCCAAGCGCCCUCGCUUCGACGAACCCUCCGAAACCCACGUCCCUGAUUCUCACCGCCCGCUGGGCUCUGAUAUUUCCCAAAGGCCUCCAAGCCAGCCGAAUCCGAUAGCUAACUCCCAAGUUGGUUCAUUUCCUUUUGCGGCACAACCAAUUCACUAUAACAAUUUUCAAGGAACAAGUAAAAAAGUGGACGUACCAAAUGCCAAGGUUGGUGUGAUUAUUGGGAAAGGUGGGGAGACUAUAAAAUAUCUUCAGCUUCAGUCAGGAGCCAGAAUUCAAGUAACCAGGGAUGCAGAUGCUGAUCCGUAUUCUCAGACGAGGGAGGUGGAAUUGACUGGUACGUUGGAGCAAGUCAGCAGGGCGGAGCAGCUAAUCAAGGAUGUAAUCUCGGAGAGUGAUACAGGGGGUUCUAGCACAUCAGGAGCACGAGGAAUCACAUCCAUGCAGCCAGGAACCGAACAGUUCUCAAUGAGAGUUCCAAACAACAAGGUUGCCAUGAUCAUUGGUAAGGGGGGUGAGACCAUUAAGAACAUGCAAAACAAGUCGGGAGCUCGAAUUCAGGUUGUACCACUACAUCUUCCUCCGGGUGACACAUCAACAGAACGGACAGUUUUCAUAAAUGGAAGCAAUGAACAAAUUGAAUAUGCUAAGGAAUUGCUCAAUGAAGUUAUCAGUGAGAAUCGUGCUAGAAAUGCUACAACUGGUAAUUACAUGCAGCAGGGAUACCACCCUCCGGGAAGCUGGGGCCAGCCAGGGCAGCCUCCGGCACUGCAAGCCGCAUAUGGAUACGGACAGCCGGGAGUGUAUCCUACUCCCCCUCCAUACUACGGUGGCUAUCCCCCACAACCAGCUGGAUGGGAUCAGGCAGCCGCUUCUGGAUCAGCUCCGCCACCUCAGCAAAGUGCUGGAUAUGAUUACUAUGGACAACAGCAAGGUCAGGUGGGAUCUAUUCCAUCCAAUAUUGACUAUGGUUAUUCUCAGACAACACUGGUCGCUGGCUAUGGUUAUGAUCAGGGUUACUCCGAUCAGCAGCAGAAUUAUGGACAGGAUGGCCCACCUGAGGGCCAACAACAUGACCUAAAUAACCCAUAUGCAACUCCGGGAUACGGAUCAUCCGGUGCAACACCUGGGAAACCAGAAGAGACCACAGGUCAGACAGUUGGAACAACCACCUCCCAGCCAUAUGUAACUCAAUCAUCUAAGCCAGCUCAGCCGGUUACAUAUAGUCAGCAACCGACUGUUUCACCAGCCUAUGUGGCUUCUCAAAGCUAUUCAGUCCAGCUGGCACCUCAGCCAGCAUAUGAUCAAUCGGGUUACACCCAUACAGGGUAUGGUGGGCAGCAACCUGCACAGAGUCUGUCACCAACGUCGCAGCUGGGCCACGAACAAGGUGCAUAUCCUCCACAGCCUGCUGUUUCUCAGUCUGGUUAUGUUCAGGGAACAAAUCCUCCUGCUUAUGAACAGCCAGAACCGCAGCCUUAGCCCCUACCAACAACCCAUGGGUAUUCGCAGGCAGCCCUUGGGUUAUGGAACUGAAAGAAAAGACGACGGAAAACACCCCUGCUGUUCUUCCUCAAAGAUAAAGGUAUUGGAUCUAAUCUCCUUAGGUGAUAGUAGUGUAGUUGUGUACUUGACCAUGCGGGUUUGUUAGAUGGUGAGCUAUCAUCCUAUAUCUGAACAACCUAAAUCUUUUGAUCGGCAUUUUGGCUGUUUAGAACCAUGUGUUUCUGUAUAAUAUUCAAAUGAAUAGAAUUGUGUGUUAGAGAAGAAAAUAGGAAGAAGAAAAAUCUUCUCUUCCUCCUUUUUGUUGA
Molecule: messenger RNA, 1971 nt
Organism: Magnolia sinica
Lineage: Eukaryota; Viridiplantae; Streptophyta; Magnoliopsida; Magnoliales; Magnoliaceae
Exons: 7
Coding region: 32-1642 (536 amino acids)
Biological process (GO): regulation of gene expression
Cellular component (GO): cytoplasm
Molecular function (GO): mRNA binding
Source: RefSeq, a predicted model, not a curated record